ACAGCGACGGCAUGAGCCAGUAUCUUACACUCGGAGUCUUUUUACCUGGAAGCCAAGCAGUUGACUUAGUCCGUUGGCCGUAGCUGGACGCGCACGUUCCAACUUCCUCUCCAGUGGCAUUAUUCGCACUGGCAGCUCUGAAGCCGUUCCGCACUCUCAUCAGAUUGAUUCACAAGAACAAAGUAGCUAGUUUAAUCCAGUGACUCAUUGUUUCGUCUUCUGAAAAAGAAAAAGGGAGAACUUGUUGCCCCGCAUCCGUGAUAUUUUAUAGACGCGUCUGCUAUAGGCAGAUACGUGAGUGGACUAUUUAUUCAUCAACGAUCCUGAGCACCGCGAGCGACCGCGAGUGUCCGUGAACUGGAAAAAUAAGCAAAAACAACGCCAAGUGUAUAAGACGGUCGAUCUGGCCCGGCUGGGUAUAGUGGAACAGAUUGAAUGGCUCAGCAGCAGGUCAAGAAUUUGCCGGACGACGUCGACUGUUUCUACUUGAAUCACUGGUGAGCACCAUCUCGUUCGUCUUCGACAAAUACGUGAUGAACCGUGUCGGUGUUGAGCUUUGAGCCCUUCGUGUACAAUUAUUAGAAGAAGUCGAAUCGCCCUUCUCCCCCCCUCUGAAAGAAAAAAAAGAGAGAAAUAGACGGGAAGAAGAAGCUGAAAAAAUCCCCAUAGAAGAAAUAACACGUUGGAGUAGCCGGAAGAGCAAGAAGAAGAAGAGGAAGAAGAAGACGGACGAAAAAGAAAGCAAAAGGACAAUGGCAUCGGUCGCUUCUUCCAUCCAGCUUCUCGUCGUGCUAUCCAUCCAGACCAUUAUCUGUCACGGUGCAGAGCUGGCAUUGGCGGGUAAUGCGCCGACGAUAUUAGAAGAUCUGUCUGGCCUUGCCGGCCAGGAAGUGUCAGUGCCGUGCAGCGUCGACGUGGCGACCUGCGGAGAUUUCCACAGCGUCAAAUGGUACCGCGAAUCGCAGCGUGUUUUUGUCUACAGCGAACUGGCCAAUCUGGAACGGUCGGAAGGAUCGUUGACCAACAGAGCUCGAUUCGUCUUAUCAUCGAACGAAACCCAAGCUGGAUUGAAGAUCAGCAGCCUGCAUUUAGCCGACGAGGGUCUUUACCGAUGUGAGAUCACCUAUUUAGAGAUCAACGAAGGUUGCCCCGUCGUCCAAUACGUUAACCUCACCGUUCUCGCUGCUCCGGAGUAUGUCGAGAUCCUGUUGGAGGAUGGAAGAACUUCAGCAGCAAUUAGAAACGUGUCGCGCAUCGGUCCUUUCAACGAAGACACCAUCGUCACUUUAUUGUGCCGGUCUGGAGGUGGCAGACCCGUACCUCGCAUCGAAUGGUGGAAUGGAUCACAUACACUCGAAGGUGAAUUGGUGGCCACGCAAGAAGAGAGCGGUGCUAUGACUGGGAUCAAUCGGCUUCAAGUAGUUCUGACCCGUCAAGACUUGAACGCACAAUGGCAGUGUCGAGUUAAUAGUCCAGCACUUCAUUCGCCAUUGGUCGCCAAUUUGCGUAUUGACGUACACGUGAAACCCGCCAAUGUGACGCUCACCGGACUGGACACGGCUGUGACGGAAGGAACUGCCGUUGUGGUGUAUUGCGUAGCCGAGGGAGCCCGGCCGGCUGCAACCAUUACGUGGUACAAUGAUUCGUCGCCACUACAAAAGAGCGCCGUCGAAACAACCCAACUUCAGCCGGAAGAGGAAGCGGAGGUGGAGGAGCAAGCGGACGGAACUUUUAGCACCAAAAGUCGACUGAUCUUCACGCUCAAUCGCCAUGACCAUCGCCGUUACAUCACGUGCCGGGCUGGCAACACAGUCACCGAUGAUUUGCACCAGAAACCAGUGCAAGCAUCCCAACUCCUCAGAGUUGAAUAUGCUCCUAUGGUGGCCGUUUCGCCAGAAAACGUAACUGUCAACGAAACAAUGGACGUACUCAUUUUUUGUACAUACGAUGCCAAUCCGGUCACCCUGACGUCCGUCCAGUGGUUCAAGGAUGACGUCGAAAUUAUUAUCGAUGGCCCCCAUAAAUACGAAGGUGCCACAGUCGACCAACCGGCACUUCUCCUGAAAAAAGCGACGAGAGAUGACGCCGGGGCCUAUUCCUGUCGCCUUACCAAUGCCGUCGGCACUGGCCAGUCGGAGAACGUGGCCUUCAUUUCCGUCCAAUAUCCUGCGGAAGUGCGUUUGACCAUGGAACCCGAACUACCGGUCAACGAAUUAGAACGUCCCAACGUUACACUUAAUUGCCAGGUGGUCAAUGGGUACCCACCGGUCCUGCUGGGAGUUCGUUGGUAUCUGGACGGUGAACUUCUCAAAGAGUUGCCCGAUUGUCCAGUCAACGAGACGAUCACUGCAUUUUCCAUGUACGACGAAGAUUUGUGUGACGUGGAUCCCAGCAAGUUACUUCUCGAGUAUGUCGGCCGCUCCUUCCAAGGGAAUUACUCUUGCGAGGGUAUGAACGCCGCUGGAUGGGGACCUUCGUCCGAUGUCGAGACUCUCGUCAUUUACUAUCCUCCGGGUAAUACGACACUUAUCUUCGAGCCUGAUGUGGUCGUGAAAGACGAGCCCAUGACUUUAACGUGCGGGGUCUCGGACGUUGGCCAGCCGGCUGUGACACAGUACAGAUGGACGCGCAACGGACACGUCAUUCCAGAGAUUAGCGAUGCCCAAUGGAAUGUCAGCCAAGUGACGCUGAAUUAUCAAGCCAACUACUCGUGUACACCAGUCAACGAGGCCGGCGAGGGCGAGACGGCCACUGUCGAAGUCGAGGUCUACGCUGGGCCAACGUUUAUUGAGCGACUUCCGCCAACAUCAGGCGCCCUCUCUGAUGCUGCCGACGCUACCAAAUUAUCGUGUCGCGUUGAGUGUUACCCGCUCUGUCAGAUCGAUUGGUUCCGCAACGGAUUGCCCAUCCGAGAAUCACCCAUGUACACUAUCGUCGAUAGUUUCGUGCCGGAAAACGUCAAAUUUAAUCAGCACCAGUCGGUCAAGUCGACGCUGUCUUUCAACAUGCGGAUGUGGAGUCAGGCGAAACUGGAUCCGAUAGUUGACACUGCGAAUUACACUUGCACUUCCACAGACAACGUGGUGGGCGAUGGUGUCUCUAGCACAACCUUUUUCACGGUUGAAUAUGCACCGACAAACACAGUAAUUGACCGCCCAACGAUCGAAGUGGAAGAAGGCUCAAUAGCCGGUCACUUGGAGUGCUCGGCGUUCUCCUAUCCGUUGGCCAAUUACUACUGGCAGUACAACCACCAGAUCAUUGGCAACGGGCAACGUCUGGCACUUGAUUACGGUCUGAGCCGUGAUAAGACGGGCGAAUACUCGUGUGUGGCCCACAAUCAGCACGGCAACAGCAGCGCCAAAGCCUUCAUCAAUGUCGUUUACAAACCGGAGUGUUCAAUCACUUUACGCGAAAUGGAAGGCAAGACCAGGCUGAUAUGCGAAGUCAAGGCCAAUCCCAAACUGGUUGACUUCACUUGGAUGCUGAACAACUCUACGUUGACCACGGACAUUGUUCACAUGGGCUUGCAAAGUAUUCUGACAAUUGACGGACCACCUCCCGUCAGUGGCGUUUACUAUUGUUACGUGAACAACUCGGUCGGCCUUGCAACCCCCUGCGAGAUUAACGUCGAAGGUGGGUUAUUGGCGAAGCUGGGUGACGAGAACAUCAUUAUCAUCGCCAUUAUCGCCGCUGCCAUCGUCGUCAUCCUCGUCGUCUGUAUUGUGUUACUCGUCAUUUGCCGAAGACAGCGCGCCGACGAUAAAUAUAACCCUGCCAGUUCCAUGGAACAACGUGAAAAUCCGGAAGGAGGAUCAACUAUGACCUUACAGCCGGGAACAGUCAUUCAACAAGUACAUCAGCAUAAGUGGCCACUACGACCCGGAGUUCAGGUGCACGUCAACGGUACCAACAGUCUUACGUUGGCGGCUUCCGGUUCCGUGCUACUUUCACCGGGCGACCAGCAGGCUGAUGCGUCCAGUUCCAACAAAAGCAGAUCGCGAUCUGAUUCAACUGGUUCGCUAGCAAAUCAUCCCAGAUCAGAUAAACCUGCCGAUUGUCAGGUAGUCGAAACGGGCAAUCCCUAUUACGAAACGUUGCGAGAUACUCAAAAACGACGAGGGGGCGGGGACAGUGAUUCUGGAGGCGGGAUCCAGGCGACGGAUUCCGGAAGCGAAAGUACCCGUUCAGUCAUCUGUGUCAAAGGACCUUGUCGUCCCAGACCUCUGAUUCCUGUGGAAUCCCAACAGCAGUUAGUCACCGAAGCGGAUCGGACCAACACAUCAGCAGCAGCAGUCUCCAACCAAGAGAGCGGAACCUCAACUAGAAAGAGGAAGAAGCCGGAUGGCAAUCUGCCUUCUUCUUCCACUCCAGCUGUUGCGGCGACUGGGCCGUCUACCAAAAGUGGUAACGAUGGUCUUCCAGAAAACAGUAAAGCUUUCUACGAGAACCUUCCCUUCCACGGGCUUCAAACUGCUCCCAACAAACCGUUUAAGCCGAUCCUGUCUGACCUAGUCUAUGCCGACGUCGAUGACAAAGAUUACGGGCCAACUUACUACAAGAAGGCUAGUAUUCUACAAGCGUCAGAAAAGAAAGCUCAGGCGCAAGGACUUCCAGUUCGACCAACUCGUGAAACGCGACUCUAGAUUAACAAUGCAACGUGUCAAAUCGAUUUGAAUGUCUUCUGGGAUAUAAAAACAACAUAAUGGGCUUUUUUUUUUUAAUCGUCAAACUGAUAACUAUUACGAAAUUCUGGUUCAUGAGGUUUGAAGUACCGUAAUCUGUUGUUCACAUCCGAUGGCAAAAAUUUUAACAGAAUCGCUUUCGUCUUGAAUUUCAAAAUCGACUGCAGUUUCAUUCUUUCUCUAAACAUAAAUUGGGCGUUACGUUAAAAUGUGUGUGAUGCCCUUAGUGGUCGUCUUUGCAAUUGAUCGGGAGUUGGAGAGGUGUAAAUUAUAAGGGGGCCCUUCAACCAGUGCUACCAAAAUCUGGGAAAUGAUCGCAUAAGUGUACACGUGAAUGUUAUCAAGCAACAAUUUGUGCUGUGAUGUUUGUAAUGAGUUUCCUCGAUGUAUUCACUCGUGUUCUCGUGUAUACAACAGCAUAUAACCCCCCGUAGCUUAUUGGGAAAACUAGUUACCAUUGUACUGAGGAUACAAAAGAUUGAUACUGAAAUUAUGAUUAUAAUAAUUUGUUUCCCGAAAGGGAGCACUGUAGAUUGUUGUUCAUUCACGAUUUUUUCUCUCUUCAUAAAUGAGAUUUACAUAAUAAUGUACAGAGUAGGUCGUCUUUUCUGCCAAAGAGAAUCCAAUCCAAAGAUUGGAUUGCGAUACUAUUAAGAUCCGACAGCUUAAUUUCAGCAUCAUCUUACGUCUUAUUUAAGUUAACUGAACAUUUUUUUUAAAGUGUGUACCUUAAAUAAAUAUAAAAUGUUCGCCUUGAUUUUUGGGGACAGUUUUGCAGCUGGUUCAAGAGUAGCGUGCAUUUAUUCUAACUAAUGCGUCAAUAAAAAAAAUACUAGCGUAUAAGGUCGCUGUUUGUUGUUAAAAGCGUGUUGAGCUCUUUGCGAGAAACUGUUCUUUUUUCUUUAGCGUUCAAAACUAUUUUCACUUGUCUAUAUAUGUGUUGACUCACCAUACGUGUGUGUAUUAAUGUGUAUUUAUAGUACUGUUUUCUUUCACCUUCAUUACAACUGUGAAUUUCCCUUUGUUCAACAUACUGUGCAGUUUGAAUAAAACGCAAUGGAUCAGACAAUAGUAA
This is a messenger RNA of Daphnia pulex (common water flea), 5757 nucleotides long. Its product is annotated as hemicentin-1-like. Lineage: Eukaryota; Metazoa; Arthropoda; Branchiopoda; Diplostraca; Daphniidae. Gene Ontology annotation, biological process: cell-cell adhesion. Gene Ontology annotation, cellular component: cell-cell junction. Bases 753 to 4643 code for a protein of 1296 amino acids. The transcript is spliced from 22 exons. Gene Ontology annotation, molecular function: cell adhesion molecule binding. The record is from RefSeq and is a predicted model, not a curated record.